UCUUCAGUUUCAGGCUUUCAGCGUUUUCGUUUUACCACCAAAAGUUUCAAGUACACAACCCUUUCAAAUUCUCUCUCUCUCUUUCUUCCGCGAAGCUCAGUUACGGAGCUCUCCGGAUACGCCGCCGUUUUCCGACCUCGAGUUUUAAACUAAGGGAAAGGUUUGAUUCUCAAGCAUGGGAGACAGUGAGACAGUCGUUGCUCAAACAAAUGCAAUGAUGGGAUAUCCAUCAGCAGCCUAUACUACGACAGGUUAUUCUGAUUCCAGCUCAAAUAUUGCUCAGGAGGCUACCGCAGAAAUUUCUGCUCCUCCUGCUCCUGUAGAUGCAACCCAUCCAAUGCCUGGUGAUGGAAAUGCAUAUUCUGUGGCUUCCGAUUCUCUCAUGCAAGAAUCACAUUCUUAUGCAACAUAUGAGGCUCAACCAGCUGUUGGUGUUGCUGAUGCUGGUGGGAAUGUUGCUAGCAGUGAACAUGAAACCAUGGCAUCAUUGCAAGCUGCCAGUUAUGAUUCUACUGCUAAUGGUGUCGCUACUUCUGGGGUGGGAACUGUUUCAUCUGUUGGAAAUGGAGAUGCUUCAGACAACAUGGCUGGAUCUCUGGAUACACAACAAUAUGUGGAUGGUUCUGCUAUGUCUGCCGAAGAAGAUAGACUAUGGAACAUUGUGAGGGCUAAUUCUUUAGAUUUUAAUGCCUGGACUGCUUUAAUUGAAGAGACAGAGAAGGUUGCAGAGGAUAACAUAUUAAAAAUUCGAAAAGUUUAUGAUGCUUUUCUAGCAGAGUUUCCUUUGUGUUAUGGGUAUUGGAAAAAGUAUGCAGAUCAUGAGGCGCGUUUUGGUGUUAUUGAUAAAGUUGUGGAGGUUUAUGAACGAGCAGUUCAAGCUGUUACCUAUUCAGUUGACAUUUGGUUGCAUUACUGCACAUUUGCCACAACUACUUUUGGAGAUCCAGACACUAUCAGAAGGCUUUUUGAGCGAGGAUUAGCGUAUGUUGGAACAGAUUACUUGUCCUUUCCUCUUUGGGACAGGUACAUUGAUUAUGAAUUUAUGCAGCAAGCAUGGGGCCAGCUUGUUGUGAUCUACUCACGAAUAUUAGAGAAUCCGAACCAACAACUGGAUCGAUAUUUAAACAGUUUUAAGGAGUUAGCUGGAAGUCGACCUCUCUCAGAAUUGAGAACUGCUGAAGAAGCUGCUGCUGCUGCAGCAGCAGCAAGUGCCACUUCAGAGGAUGGUGUACAAGCAAACGGGGAAGAUGCUCAACCUGAUGGUGCAGAACCAUCUCCUGCUAUCUUAAAAGAAGCGGAGGAGUUGGAGAAGUUUAUCGCCAUUCGAGAAGAGAUGUAUAAAAAAGCUAAAGAGUUCGAUUCUAAGAUAAUUAAUUUUGAAACAGCUAUUAGGAGGCCUUACUUUCACGUGAGGCCUCUUAACGCUGCAGAGCUUGAAAAUUGGAACAACUAUCUUGACUUUAUUGAAAGGGAAGGUGACUUUAACAAGGUGGUCAAGUUAUAUGAAAGAUGCCUGAUUGCUUGUGCUAAUUAUCCUGAAUACUGGAUUCGUUAUGUCCUAAGUAUGGAAGCUAGUGGAAGUUUGGAUCUUGCCAAUAAUGCUCUUGAUCGUGCAACCCAGGUCUUUGUGAAGAGACAACCAGAGAUUCACCUUUUUGCUGCUCGCUUCAAAGAGCAAAGUGGAGAUAUCCCUGGUGCUCAGGCUGCCUAUCAACUCGUACAUUCUGAAAUUUCACCUGGUCUUCUAGAAGCAAUCAUUAAGCAUGCAAACAUGGAACACCGUCUGGGAAAUAUGGAAGCUGCCUACUCCUUGUUUGAACAGGCCAUUGCCAUUGAAAAAGGAAAGGAGCAUUCUCAGACCUUACCCGUGCUGUUUGCUCAAUACGCACGGUUCGCAUACUUGGUAUCUUUGAAUGCUGAAAAAGCCAGGGCUAUCUUUCUUGAAGCGGUCGAGCAUGUUCAAUUGUCAAAAGCAUUCCUCGAGGCCCUGAUACAUUUCGAGUCGUUACAUUCGUUGCCAAAGCAAAUUGAUUACAUAGAUUCCUUGGUUGUGAAGUUCGUGGAGUCCAACUCAGAGAACCCCAAUUUUGCGAGUGUUGCUGACAGAGAGGAGUUAUCUUGCAUCUAUUUGGAGUUUCUAAAUCUCUUUGGGGAUAUACAGUCUAUCAAGAAGGCUGAGGAUCGGCAUGCUAAGCUCUUUUUACUUCAUAGGAGCACCACUUCAGAAUUGAAAAAACGGCAAGCUGAAGAUUACCUAUCUUCUGAUAAAGCAAAGAUGGCAAAAUCCUACUCUGGUGUUCCUUCACCUGCCCAGUCUAUUAUGGGAGCAUAUCCAAAUGCACAAAACCAGUGGGCAGCUGGUUAUGGUGUGCAACCUCAAGCUUGGCCACCAGCUACACAAGCACAGGGACAACAAUGGACCCCUGGUUAUACCCAACAGGCAUACAAUGCAUAUGGUGGUUAUCAGCAAGUACCUGCUGCAGUGCCACAGACUGCUACAUAUCCCGCCACAUAUCCCGCCACAUAUCCUGCUCAGCCGGCGGCUUUCCCCCCACAAAGCUAUGCACAGCCAGCAGCCGCAGCUGCUGCAGUAGCAGCUGUAGCACCAGCUCAGCAACCUGCUCCGGCUCAACAGGCGUAUUAUGGGAAUUACUACCAGUAAUUGAGGUCACAGGACAAGCCUGCUAUAUUUUUCCCUAUGUAAUCUAAUUUUCACCUUUUGUGAACCUGAGCGAUAGAUGUUUCUCUUUGGGGACAUGUACUUGUAGCGAACAAAACAUCUUGGUUUUGAUCAGUCGGCUUUAGUUCCAGUAACAUGUGUAUUUUAGAUAUGGUGAUUUCCUUCCUAAUAUAAAUAGUAUUCGUGGAGGUUUGCUGUCA
Rosa rugosa (rugosa rose) is the source of this 2880-nucleotide messenger RNA. Its product is annotated as pre-mRNA-processing factor 39-1. Gene Ontology annotation, molecular function: protein binding. Gene Ontology annotation, cellular component: U2-type prespliceosome; U1 snRNP; commitment complex. The coding region runs from base 176 to 2662 and encodes 828 amino acids. The transcript is spliced from 14 exons. The record is from RefSeq and is a predicted model, not a curated record. Lineage: Eukaryota; Viridiplantae; Streptophyta; Magnoliopsida; Rosales; Rosaceae. Gene Ontology annotation, biological process: mRNA 5'-splice site recognition; RNA processing.